Cloeon dipterum is the source of this 758-nucleotide messenger RNA. RefSeq names its product icln (gene icln). Lineage: Eukaryota; Metazoa; Arthropoda; Insecta; Ephemeroptera; Baetidae. Gene Ontology annotation, biological process: mRNA cis splicing, via spliceosome; cell volume homeostasis; spliceosomal snRNP assembly. The transcript has 5 exons. The coding region runs from base 134 to 685 and encodes 183 amino acids. Gene Ontology annotation, cellular component: plasma membrane; pICln-Sm protein complex; cytosol. The record is from RefSeq and is a predicted model, not a curated record.
AACGAAACAAGCCUGAGUCGAGGGUACGCCAACGCCGGCUUCAACUUUACCAGAAUAUUUCUUGAGCGACGCAGCGACUGCUUCCAAAAAACGAUUCUUGAGAAAGAUACAGCCGCCCCUUCAGUUAUAAAUCAUGGUGGUUAUGAGCAGUUAUCGCGAGCCGAGCGGCGAGAUUCGCCAUCAGGAAUCCAACACACGUGCUUUCGUGAACGAAAGGGAAUUGGGCAGCGGCACCCUUUACAUUGCAGAAUCCAUUCUGUCGUGGAAGAGCAGCACCUCGGAGGAUGGAUUCAGCCUCGAGUACCCUCACAUUUCUCUUCACGCUGUCUCGAAGGACUUCUCCAACUUCCCUCACGAAUGUCUCUACAUCAUGCUGGACGCUGACGUCGACAAUACAGCAGAGGCUGGUGAUGACGACGAGGAAGAGGAUAACUUGACAAUCGUCAGAUUUGUUCCUGCAGACAAAGGUAUUCUGCAACAGCUAUUUGAAGCUCUAAAAGACUGCCAGCUCCUACAUCCAGACCCCAAUGACAGUAUAAGCGAAGACGAUUUCGAAGGAGAAGAUACAUUAGCAGCCCUCAAUAAUAUCACAAUCCAAAGGAUUUCCACAGACAAUGGGAAUGGCCAUGAUCACAGUGACGAUGCAAUGGAUGCUGAACCAGGCCAGUUUGAUGAUGCGGAAUAACAAUGAAGACGUUGACGACAAUUAUUUGUAUGCAUUUUGAGAUAUUAAGUAAAUUUAAUGGUACAAUUUACAA